Molecule: messenger RNA, 468 nt
Organism: Gryllus bimaculatus (two-spotted cricket)
Lineage: Eukaryota; Metazoa; Arthropoda; Insecta; Orthoptera; Gryllidae
Source: the annotation of a GenBank genome assembly
AUGAAAAACCGGGUGACGGCGAUGAAACCUACGGCGCUUCGCAGGGUCAUCACGCUCCGCAUUUUCACAACGUCCAGUACGCUCAACGGUCGCGCGACGUUCGUCACGCUCACCAGGCACCCUACGCUCACGCUACAACCAACAGACCGCGCAGAGGCAGGCGUCAACGUGGUGGAAAGGGCCGUCAGCGACGCCACUCCAUUUAGCCAUUGCUGUUUAAAUUCCGUGUUACAGCGAACGAGUUUGGAAGCUGUGUUGCCAUGGAGAAGACCACAUACUCGUUUACAACUGACCGCUUGGGAAUAUUGCAAUCCUGAAGACAAUGGUUUAAAGUACACCCUGCUAACUACCGUUGGCACAUUUCUCAUCGUUUGUGGAGCUAGUAUUAAAGUUGACAAUGGGCCUUCACCAAGCCCCUCAGGUGAACGAAGCAUUGUGAGACUGAUGUGGUUUGCCUUGCGGCUGUAG